CUCAAAGAGGGGAAAAAAAUAAGGAAGAGGAAGGGAGUCCCAAAGAAAAAGCUGAGGCUUACCUGCUUUUGACGGUUCCUCUCCCGAGGGAUGCCCAUCAUCAUGCCCGUGUUGUGGUGUACUUUGUGACAGCGAACCUAAAGAUGAUGAACGACAUCAUAGAGGAGCCGGAGAAGGACACGCUCCUGGAGGCGCAGCCGGAGAAACAAGUUCUGUCGGGGCCCAGCAGUGGCACAAGACCUAAGACUGCAGAUGGAGGCAUCAGGCCUGUGGAGAAGAGAGGACCUUACAUCAUGUCCAGAGCUCCAGCCAUCCACCUCAAACUACAGAAACACAGAGAGAUGGCGAGGAAAGCGUUGAAGAAGAAAGCCCUCUCACCAGGGCCUCCAGUGAUACAUCAGCCCAGACAAGGAGCCAAGAGGACAGUGAAGUAUAAUAAGGGCUACACUGCUCUGAGUCAGCAUGCUGAGGAAACUUUGGUGACACUGGACUCAGACAGUGAUGAGGAGAUUGAUUUUGAGCAGUAUUCCUCAGGAUACUCUUCAGCAGAGGUCCAUCCUGAUUUAAGCAGACAGCUGCUUCAGGACGGCUACCGUCUGGAUGAGAUCCCUGACGAUGAGGACCUAGACCUGAUUCCGCCCAAAGCCAUGGGCUCCUCUGUGUGCUGUUGCUGCUUCGAUGGUCUGUCUUGUUUCAUGCAGUGAUGCUACUGGCGUUUCUCAAACCUUGCAAGUUCUUGGAUCCAUAUCCAGUUACUGACUGAAGUCACUGGUGCCUGAGGCCAUAUAUUUGACCCAGCUUCACCGCUCACUGCUCUAAAGGCCAAAGUCCCGAUCACGCCGGACUGCAUAUGCCCGAGAAACUCAACACACGAGAAUGUGGCGGGCGAGCGGGCGGAUGUAAGAACAAGCCUUAUCCACUGUGACCCCCAAAACUUGACCUUUCUACUUUUCUUUAUGAAACCACAGGAAAUAGAGUUACUAUGCCACUGCGUCAAAUUGAGUGGGAGAGUUCAUGAUUUGGGAUAGGUUUUUGGUUCCUGCGGUGGAAAACUAGUGCACAACAUGCAUACAAGUAUUGCAUAUUGGGAUUUCAUAUUCCAGUCCUUUCAUGGAUUUUUUUUUUUUAACUUGUUUACUUCCAGUUUUUGAAUGUACCUCAUUCAUCUUUUACAUUGACUGACUACUACUACAUUACCUGGCUGUCUUGUGUUAUGUGUUUGUUUGUUUAUUUGUUUUUUCAAUGUUUCAUUCCAAAAUAAGAUGCACAUGUAUGGCUUUAAUACUAUUAUUACUGAUAUAACUUAACUGAGCAAAAGUAACAAAGAAACACUCAAUUUAAAAAGUGUUGGGUGUGAAACUUUUUUUUUUAUGACUAAUGUAUAAUUAUUAUUUUUACAGCAACUGUUGCUGUCUUCAUAAUCUUUCAAAUGAAAAUCAAAGGUCAUGGUUCUCUACUAUGUUCUGCUUUGUGUUUGAGAUAUACAAAGGUAACCCAUCACUGCUACUUACUGUACUGAGAGGGACUCACUCAUCCACUGCCUGCAGAGAAGUUGUCUUUCAGUGUUACAUAUUCACAGUCAAAUCUACACUUACUAUACGUUACACAACAGUAUACGGCACAGAUGUGUAAGCCAAUGAGUUACUGAAGUGCUGAUAUUUGGUUAUGCUUCACAGUCUAUAAAUGGUGUAAUUCCAGAGAAUUGAAAAAUGUUAAAGCUGC
Solea senegalensis (Senegalese sole) is the source of this 1722-nucleotide messenger RNA. RefSeq names its product family with sequence similarity 219 member B (gene fam219b). The transcript is spliced from 6 exons. The record is from RefSeq and is a predicted model, not a curated record. The coding region runs from base 144 to 704 and encodes 186 amino acids. Lineage: Eukaryota; Metazoa; Chordata; Actinopteri; Pleuronectiformes; Soleidae.